Molecule: messenger RNA, 1784 nt
Organism: Asparagus officinalis (garden asparagus)
Lineage: Eukaryota; Viridiplantae; Streptophyta; Magnoliopsida; Asparagales; Asparagaceae
Product: transcription initiation factor IIA subunit 1-like
Exons: 11
Coding region: 270-1430 (386 amino acids)
Biological process (GO): transcription by RNA polymerase II; transcription initiation at RNA polymerase II promoter
Cellular component (GO): transcription factor TFIIA complex
Source: RefSeq, a predicted model, not a curated record
GUGUCCUCACACCCUUUCGCGGAUCCAAACCUAUUUAUAAUCUUCGUUUAAUUCUCAGCUCUCUCGUCCGUUCCCCUCUCCUACCCCUGCUCUCUCUCUCUCCUCCCUCUUUCUCACUCAUCGCCGAGCUUGAAAACCCUAGAAAACCCUCGAACCCCCGCAUGAUCUCGCCCCCGAUCCUUCUUGAUCUCGAAUCGGCUUCCAAUUUCUGACGCCUGUGAGAGAUUCUGCUCGUGAUUCUCUAUCGACGGAGAUCUCCACCGCUGGGAAUGGCGAGCAACGUCUCCACAGUCUACAUCCAGGUCAUCGAUGACGUCGUAAGCAAGGUUCGAGACGAGUUCAUCAAUUCCGGCGCCGGCGAGGCGGUGCUGAACGAGCUUCAAGCGUUAUGGGAGAUGAAGAUGCUGCAGUGUGGGGCAAUAUCAGGAAACAUUGAAAGACCACCUGCACCGAAGCAAGGUGCACCAGGCCAAAUCACCCCAGUUCAUGAUUUAAAUGUUCCAUAUGAAGGCCCGAUUGAGGAGUAUGAGACUCCGACAGCAGAAAUGCUGUUUCCACCAACACCAUUGCAGACCCCAAUCCCGACUCCAUUGCCUGGAACAGGUGAUCAAGGAAUGUAUAACAUCCCCACAGGUCCAUCUGAUUAUGCCCCAAGUCCAAUUAGCGAUGUCAGGAAUGGUCUUGACGUGAAAGGUGGAAGACCCAGUCCUUAUAUGCAACCCCCUUCUCCGUGGAUGACUCAACGUCCUUUGGGUGUGGACGUUAAUGUUGCCUAUGAGGAAGGACGUGAAGAGGUGGAUAGAGGAGCUUCCCAUCAGGCAGCAACUCAGGAUUUCUUCACCUUGCAAUCUGGGAAGCGCAAACGAGAUGAUUAUGCUUCUUUAACAUCUGGCGGUCGUAUGCCACAGCAAGAUGGAAGUGGAGAUGUGGCAAUUGAGUUUUUACUUCCUGAGGCAAGCCAGUUCCAAAGUUCAUCAACCCGACAUAGCAAAGAAGCUACACUUAGUGGAACACUCUCACAGGAAGCAAGAGUGGCUCCACUACUCCCUCAGCAAGAUGGAAUCCAUGAUGAAUAUGACGAAUUGUUUCCUUUCCAAGGAGUUGCCAAUGAAGACUAUAAUAGCAAUACACCUGCUGACCAUGGUGAACUAAGAGCUCCAACGCCCUCUGUUGGUACACCAAAAGCAUCCAAAGGUGAAGCUGUAGAUGAUGAUGAACCUCCAUUGAAUGAAGAUGACGACGACGACGACGAUUUGGAUGAUUUCGAUCAAGGAGAGGAAGAGCCCCAUACUCAACAUCUAGUUCUUGCACAGUUUGAUAAGGUAUCCCGAACAAAAAGCCGGUGGAAGUGCACUCUCAAGGAUGGGAUAAUGCAUCUCAAUAGUCGUGAUAUUCUUUUCAAUAAGGCUAAUGGGGAGUUCGACUUUUAAAUUCUGAUCGGGAAGUUGAUUCGCCCAAGUAAUUUUUCCUACUGUGAUUUGAAGAGCCUCGAGUCGCUGCUGCAGAGUUGGUUGUACAAAAGGAUGCCCGAUUACCAAAUGGAUGGUCUGGGGGCAGUGAUGUUCGUUAUAAUGAUGCUAAGUUUAUCCGGUGCUGUACAUCUAUUUUCCUGCAUAAGUAAUACAACUGCACCAAUUAUUUAUUUCAGCCUGAGAAAAUCUGUAGAGAUACUUCCCUCUGAAAUUAUUCUGCUUUUAAAUUAUUCUGAUAAGAAUAUUUAUCUAGGCUUCGUCUAUUGAAUGACUGUUCAUGAAAUUCAUGGUAUGUAGCAUUUUAUUGAUUCU